AUCAAGUAAAACGAGAGUUUGCCGUCUCUUUACAAUCCAAAUUCAACCCAUCAUAAUCCUAAACUUCCAUAGAAAAUCAGCUGUCCAAAAGUCUUUUAUAGAUCUCAACUACCAUGACAAUACAAGAGAAUAAGUUAAUAAAACCUAAACAAUGCAGAAACAGAGUCCCCAUCAUCUUAUUGGCUCAGAAAAAAAACAUCACAUACUCCAAAGCUUCACAGCACACCAACACUUAGAAUAUGCUCAAUCCCGUCUCCUUCCAAAAUAUGUCACCGCCCCACUACAUUAUUUUAAGACUUUGAAAAUCAAGUUUUACAGGCUCUUACCCUUUUCUUUGUUGUAUGAUCAAAGACCAUAUUUUUGGCCAUUUCUCUCCCUUCCUCUGAAACACAGAUUUUGAAUGAGUUGCAAUGACAAUCGAAGAACCGGACCCGAAUCCCUCAGCAGAUCAUGUUCUGGACUGGCUCGAGGACUCGGUGUCGUUUCUCUCAUCAUACUUGGAUGAUCCUUAUUUAGGGGAUAUCAGUACGUGCUGGUGGGAUCAAAGUCAAGAUGCAGGGCAAGAUUUCAUCAAUACUAAUACAGCUUUCAGUAGCAGCACAAAUAACAUUACAACUAGUCCACCACCAAUCGUCGCUAAACAUUCCCCUCCAUCGGGUUCUUCCAAUAAACGGAAAGCCUCAGACGACCAAGUACUCAAAGCAUCACAAAAUCAUCAUCAGAGAAAGAGUAAUGGUCGUCGGAUAAACAAAGAGAGAGAUGGUGACGGAGUAGUCCAAGAAGUUGUGGCGGCCAAAAAAUCAGUGGGGAACAAGAAAAGUACAGGAAAGGUCAUAGGAAACAACGGUAGUAACAGUAAUAACAAGGAAGGGAGAUGGGCAGAGCAGCUAUUGAAUCCUUGUGCUGCAGCCAUCACCGCAGGCAACUUGUCGCGAGUCCAGCACCUUCUUUAUGUUAUCCAUGAGCUUGCCUCUCCCACUGGAGAUGCCAAUCACAGGCUAGCAGCUCACGGACUCCGAGCCCUGACUCACCACUUAUCCUCCUCCUCUCCCUCUGUUGGACCUACAACUUUUGCUUCUACAGAGCCAAGAUUCUUUCAACGAUCCUUGCUGAAAUUCUAUGAGGUUAGUCCAUGGUUUUCCUUCCCAAACAACAUUGCUAAUGCUUCCAUACUCCAGAUCCUCAGUGGAGAAACUGAUCAAACACGUAAUCUGCACAUUCUUGACAUUGGUGUCUCUCAUGGUGUACAAUGGCCUACGCUUCUCGAGGCCUUAACUCGCCGAUCUGGAGGACCACCCCCACUGGUACGUAUCACAGUGGUGGCUGCCACCAUUGAAGCUGAUCAAAACACUGAGACCCCAUUUUCAAUAGGUCCACAAGGUGAUAACUUCUCAUCAAGGCUCCUUGCUUUUGCAAAGUCUAUGGAUAUCAAUUUGCAAAUAGAAAGGCUUGAUAACUAUCCUCUGCAUAAACUUGAUGCACAUAUCAUCAACGCAUCAAGUGACGAGACCUUGAUAGUUUGUGCACAAUUUAGGCUCCAUCAUUUAAACCACAGCACACCUGAUGAGAGGAGUGAGUUCUUCAAGGCCUUGAGAAGUUUGGAGCCGAAAGGAGUCAUACUUAGUGAAAACAACAUGGACUGUAGCUGCACUACUUGUGGAGAUUUUGCAACUGGAUUCUCACGGCGAGUGGAGUACUUAUGGAGGUUCUUGGACUCGACAAGUUCAGCUUUCAAGGGCAGGGAGAGUGAAGAGAGGAGGGUAAUGGAGGGAGAAGCAGCUAAGGCUAUGACAAAUCGAAGAGAGAUGAAUGAAGGGAAAGACAAAUGGUGUGAGAGGAUGAGAGGAGCAGGGUUUGUUGUGGAGGUAUUCGGAGAGGAUGCCAUCGACGGAGCUCGAGCUAUGUUGAGAAAGUAUGACAGUAACUGGGAGAUGAAGGUGGACGAGAAAGAUGGGUGUGUUGGUUUAUGGUGGAAAGGGCAGCCUGUUUCAUUCUGUUCAUUGUGGAAGUCGAAUAUGAAACUGGAGGAUAGUUGAAACAGUUAAUAGCAUAGUGUUGGUUUCUCUUACUGUCUCUAUGUAGAUCCAUUUUGGAUCGAGUCAUUAUGUACAACGAAUCAUGUCCAUUUCAAAUCAAAACAAGAAAUUGAAAAACCAGAACAGUAGAACACUGAGCUAAACUAAUAGAAUUGUGCAUAAACUAGUCAGAUCAGUAAGGACAGAUUCCCACUUCAAGGAAACAGAAUUAAUUGCUUUCCUUCCAAUUUAGAAAUUCUGAGCUAAUCAAAAUGUCUUCUCCAAAAUACAAUUAGAUGACAAAACCCUGAAGUUCAGUAUCAUAUAUAUGUCCCAAGAGGAAUGGGUGCCUGAAAUCCAGGCAACUUUUCAACGUCAAUCUACUAAACA
Tripterygium wilfordii is the source of this 2405-nucleotide messenger RNA. Its product is annotated as protein NODULATION SIGNALING PATHWAY 1-like. Gene Ontology annotation, cellular component: nucleus. The transcript has a single exon. The record is from RefSeq and is a predicted model, not a curated record. Bases 411 to 2036 code for a protein of 541 amino acids. Lineage: Eukaryota; Viridiplantae; Streptophyta; Magnoliopsida; Celastrales; Celastraceae. Gene Ontology annotation, molecular function: DNA-binding transcription factor activity; sequence-specific DNA binding. Gene Ontology annotation, biological process: regulation of DNA-templated transcription.